AUGGGAGCUUUGCAGAUUGCUGGAUUUUGCAUGCUUCUCUUUCUCCUCCGCUCUGGAAGCACGCUGGCAAAUAAAGCCAGCCAAGAUGUGGACGAGUGCGUCGAGGGCACCGACAGCUGCCACAUCGACGCCAUCUGCCAGAACACCCCCAAAUCCUACAAGUGCAUCUGCAAGUCCGGCUACGCCGGCGACGGCAAGCACUGCAAAGACGUGGACGAGUGCGAGCGGGAAGACAACGCCGGCUGCGUCCACGAGUGCGUCAACAUCCCCGGCAACUACCGCUGUACCUGCUACGACGGCUUCCGCCUGGCCCACGACGGCCACAACUGCCUGGACCUGGAUGAGUGCGCCGAGGGCAACGGCGGCUGCCAGCAGACCUGCGUCAACAUGAUGGGCAGCUACGAGUGCUUCUGCCGGGAGGGUUUCUUCCUCAGCGACAACCAGCACACCUGCAUCCAGCGCCCCGAAGAGGGGAUGAACUGCAUGAACAAGAACCACGGCUGCGCCCACAUCUGCCGGGAGACCCCCAAGGGGGGCAUCGCCUGCGAGUGCCGCCCGGGCUUCGAGCUCACCAAGAACCAGCGGGACUGCAAACUGACCUGCAACUACGGGAACGGCGGCUGCCAGCACACCUGCGACGACACGGACCAGGGCCCCAAGUGCGGCUGCCACGUGAAGUUCCUGCUGCACUCGGACGGGGUGACGUGCAUAGAGACGUGCGCCGUGAACAACGGGGGCUGCGACAGCAAGUGCCACGACGCGGCCACGGGCGUGCACUGCAGCUGCCCCAUGGGCUUCAUGCUCCAGCCCGACCGCAAGACGUGCAAAGACAUCGACGAGUGCCGGCUCAACAACGGCGGCUGCGACCACAUCUGCAGGAACACGGUGGGCAGCUUCGAGUGCGGCUGCAAGAAGGGCUAUAAAUUGCUCAUCAACGAGAGGAACUGCCAAGACAUCGACGAGUGCUCCUUCGAGCGGACCUGCGACCACCUCUGCAUCAACGCGCCCGGCAGCUUCCAGUGCCUCUGCAACACGGGCUACACGCUGUACGGGCUCACCCACUGCGGAGACGUCGACGAGUGCAGCGUCAACCGCGGCGGCUGCAAAUUCGGCUGCGUCAACACGCCCGGCAGCUACCAGUGCACCUGCCCCGCCGGCUGCAAGCUGCACUGGAACAAGAAGGACUGCAUAGGUUGGGCGCCGCCGCGGGCCACCCUGGCUUGCAACAAGGCGGGCAAGAAGGAGAGCUGCGCCCUCACCUGCGCCUCCGCGGCCCGCUUCCUGCCAGAGUCGGAGAGCAGCUACACGGUGAGCUGCGGCACGCCGGUCGCCCGCCCCGCCGGAGCCGGCAACGGCAGCCAGCACUGCGCCGAGACCGCCGCCGCCGUCAAGCAGAAGGCUUCCUUCAAGAUCAAGGACGCCAAGUGCCACCUGCACCCGCGGGCCAAGGCGAAGCAGGACGAGGCCGGCAAGGCGGCGGCGCCGCUGCUGCCAGGCGGCGCGGCGCCUUGCUCCGACUGCCAGGUCGCCUUCGUCAACCUCAAGUGCGACUCGUCCAAGAAGGGCAAGGGCCGCCGGGCGCGCAACUCCGCCGGCAAGGAGGUGACGCGCAUCACGCUGGAGUUCGAGGCGGAGAUCAAGCCGGAGGAGAUCACAGCCGGCUGCAACCUCAACUGCCUGCGGCAGAAGGUGGAGAAGAAGCUCAAGGGGGCCAUCAAGGCCCUGAAGAAGUCGAUCAACCAGGAGCGCUUCCUGCUGCGCUUCGCCGGCAUGGAGUACGAGGUGGCGAGGAAGCUGAGCGCGGCGCCCGAGCGGCAGGAGAGCUGCGGGCCGGGCCAGCAGCGGCUGGGCCCCAAGUGUGUUAGCUGCUCGCAGGGAACGUAUUACCACGGCCAGACGGAGCAGUGCGUCCCCUGCCCGCCCGGCACCUACCAGGAGAAGGAAGGGCAGCUCUCGUGCGACCUGUGUCCCCGGAGCGACGCGUUCGGCCCGGCGGGAGCCGCCAACGUCACGGGCUGCACGGGUCAGUGUCCCCCCGGCCAGCACUCCGCCGACGGCUUCAAGCCCUGCCAGCCGUGUCCCCGCGGCUCCUACCAGCCCGAGGUGGGCCGGGCGCUGUGCUUCCCCUGCGGCGGGGGGCUGACCACGAAGCACGAGGGAGCCCUCUCCUUUCAGGACUGCGACGCCAAAGUGCAGUGCUCGCCCGGGCACUACUACAACACGAGCGUCCACCGCUGCAUCCGCUGCGCCCUGGGCACCUACCAGCCCGACUUCCGCCAAAACUACUGCAUCGCCUGCCCCGGCAACACCACCACCGACUUCGACGGCUCCACCUCCGUGUCCCAGUGCAAAAACCGCCAGUGUGGAGGGGAGCUGGGCGAAUACACGGGCUACAUCGAGUCCCCCAACUACCCGGGAAAUUAUCCCGCUAACGUUGAAUGCACCUGGAACAUCAACCCGCCGCCCAAGCGCAAGAUCCUCAUCGUGGUGCCGGAGAUCUUCCUGCCGUCCGAGGACGAGUGUGGGGACGUCUUGGUCAUGCGGAAAAACUCCUCCCCCUCCUCCAUCACCACCUAUGAGACAUGCCAGACAUACGAGAGGCCCAUCGCCUUCACGGCCCGCUCACGGAAACUGUGGAUCAACUUCAAAACCAGUGAGGCCAACAGUGCCCGGGGCUUCCAGAUCCCCUACGUCACCUACGAUGAGGACUAUGAACAGCUGGUGGAGGACAUUGUCCGGGAUGGCAGGCUAUAUGCCUCUGAGAACCACCAGGAAAUACUCAAGGACAAGAAGCUCAUCAAAGCUUUCUUUGACGUGCUGGCGCACCCCCAGAACUACUUCAAGUACACGGAGAAACACAAGGAGAUGCUGCCGCGCUCUUUCAUCAAACUCCUCCGCUCCAAAGUCUCCAGCUUCCUCAGGCCUUACAAAUAGCCCUCUGCACCCCACCACCUCUUGGGCCACCCUACAGCCAAGGAAACUUUCUUCUCCUUUCCUUCUUAUUUCAU
Molecule: messenger RNA, 3008 nt
Organism: Rhea pennata
Lineage: Eukaryota; Metazoa; Chordata; Aves; Rheiformes; Rheidae
Gene: SCUBE3
Product: signal peptide, CUB domain and EGF like domain containing 3
Exons: 22
Coding region: 1-2934 (977 amino acids)
Biological process (GO): signal transduction
Cellular component (GO): cell surface
Molecular function (GO): calcium ion binding
Source: RefSeq, a predicted model, not a curated record